AUCAGGGUUCCACUAUGGGGACCUCUUCCUGGGCUUUCUGAGUGUCCUUGGACUGUAGGGUGUUUUGCUGGUUCUGGUUUCUCAGAUGGGGUUUCCCGAGCUGACAUCCUCAAGUGUUUGUUUUAUUUAUUUUUACAAAUAGCAGAAGCAGCCCCUUUGGCACAGACUUGGGAGGGGUGGGACACUAUGGUCCUUUCUGAGCAGGCUCUGUCCAGGUCGUACAGCGCUGUUUUGAGCCAGCUAGUGACAGCAGGGGCGGUCCCAUGUUUUCGGAAUCAGCGGAGGCGGAAACUUGACACUUUGACUUGGGAGUGGCUCUCUCCUUCCCCGGAGCUUUAUAAAACUUCAGCCCAGAGGCUCCAGCUCAGCUAGCUGCAUCCUAUUACCCUGCUCCGACAGGUCAGUCUGUGAGGACAUCAGCUCCUUCUUUGGCGUACUGAUGGCAGCAGAGCCCCUGACUGAACUGGAGACAGCCAUUGAGACCGUGGUCACUACUUUCUUCACUUUUGCAGGGCGGGAAGGACGGAAAGGCAGUCUGAGCAUCAAUGAGUUUAAGGAACUGGUCACUCAGCAGCUGCCUCAUUUGCUCAAGGAUGUGGGCUCUCUAGAUGAGAAGAUGAAGAGCUUGGAUGUGAACCAGGACUCGGAGCUGAAGUUCAAUGAGUACUGGAGACUGAUUGGGGAAUUGGCAAAGGAAAUCAAGAAGGAGAAAGUCCUGGAGAUCCGGAAGAAGUAAAACCUGCUUGUUAGGAUUGGGGUCAGCAGGGUCUGCUGGGCUGGGGCAGGCAGAACUCCCCUCCCUGCAAAUAAAGCUUCCUUCUUGAAACACA
Meriones unguiculatus (Mongolian gerbil) is the source of this 830-nucleotide messenger RNA. It is a transcript of the gene S100a13, whose product is annotated as S100 calcium binding protein A13. Bases 440 to 736 code for a protein of 98 amino acids. Gene Ontology annotation, biological process: positive regulation of canonical NF-kappaB signal transduction; positive regulation of cell population proliferation. Gene Ontology annotation, cellular component: perinuclear region of cytoplasm. NCBI's taxonomy places the organism in Eukaryota, Metazoa, Chordata, Mammalia, Rodentia, Muridae. The transcript has 3 exons. The record is from RefSeq and is a predicted model, not a curated record. Gene Ontology annotation, molecular function: RAGE receptor binding.